Molecule: messenger RNA, 387 nt
Organism: Wickerhamiella sorbophila
Lineage: Eukaryota; Fungi; Ascomycota; Dipodascomycetes; Dipodascales; Trichomonascaceae
Exons: 1
Coding region: 1-387 (128 amino acids)
Biological process (GO): endosome organization; regulation of protein localization
Cellular component (GO): endosome; BLOC-1 complex
Source: RefSeq, a predicted model, not a curated record
AUGCAUUCGGACGCAGAAUCGAGUUCGUACGCCGGAUCCGCGGCCUCCAUAAGCUCCACGGAGGAGUUCUCGAUCAAUGAUUUUGUCACACAGGUGGAGGCGGUUUUCGACCCGCUCCCGCUGGACAGAGCCCUGGUAAUAGAGGCGCAGUUGUCGGGUCUGACAAACUCGGCAGUGCGCGACUUGGAGGAGCUCACAGAACAGGCAAUUGAGUUAGUGCCGCGGUCAAAAGAGACUGCCGCCCGCGGCAAAGAGCUUGUGCGGCUGAUCAGCGCCGACCUCGACUGGAUAGACCACCAUUUGACAGCGCUGUCGGAAAAGGUCCGUAUGGCCCACCCGAUUGAGUAUUCCGCUGCUAAAGAAAAAGUAAGACCUGGUGCACUAUAG